Messenger RNA from Stegostoma tigrinum, 4067 nucleotides. It is a transcript of the gene wdr44, whose product is annotated as WD repeat domain 44. The coding region runs from base 58 to 2952 and encodes 964 amino acids. The transcript is spliced from 20 exons. Gene Ontology annotation, molecular function: protein binding. The record is from RefSeq and is a predicted model, not a curated record. Lineage: Eukaryota; Metazoa; Chordata; Chondrichthyes; Orectolobiformes; Stegostomatidae.
CUUGCCACGGCUGUGAGUGCUGCGUGUGCUGGGGACAGGGGAGAGUGGGCAGUGCGCAUGCUCUGGGCCUCGCCUGUCUCCGACGCGGGUUUCCGUCCCACUGUCUUCAGUCAACGGCUAGCAGCUCCGGGCUGGACCGGGAGGGUAAAAUUGCCCUGUCUCAUGUCAAUGGCGUCCGAUACCAGUGACGCUGAAGAGUUUUACGAUGCGGCUGAAGAUGUCCACGCGGUCCCAUCGCCGGCCGCGUCACCCACAAAGUUUGUUAUCACCUCUAAGGAUAAAAUGGACAAUGUGACACAGAAACCUCUUGUUCAAGAUUUUCCAUUUGAUCACAGUAAUGAAGAUAAAGAUGAGGCUCUGACGGAGCCAGAGGAAGAACAGUCAUCGAAGAGGAUUCAGCUAUCAGCUGACUCUGACACUGCUGAAGAGGAAAGCAUUAAAAAACAACAGGUUGCAGUUUAUGCAUCAGUUGAAGCUGAUCUGCUCAUGAACACCUCUGGACUAUUAACUAUUGAUCAGCCUUUGUGUGAAAAGCCAAAGGACUUGACACAGCAGAGUAGCUCAAAUGUAGACACUGAACAGACAACCCUGUCACGUACUCUGACAACUCUGCCAUCUUCAGAAAGUUUCUCAGCAGUGUUACUGAGUGAUGGGAAUGAAACAUCAUCAGAGUUUGUGAGUAGUUUGUGUUUCGACAAGUGCAGCGAUGACUCUUUUAUAUCUUCACAACAAGAAGUCGAUAAAGCUGAGGAGGUCAAAGAGGUCAAGAAAGCAGACAUUUUGGAACAUGUUUCUGAAGAUUGUUUCCCUCUCCAUGACAUGCUGUCCUCUGAAGAGCUGCAGUCUUCAAAACUACCACGGCAGGUGAAUGUAGAACCCGACAUAGUAGCUAGCACAAAGAAACCCACACCAAUACGCCCUCCUCCACCAGGUUCAAGUGUCCCUCCUCCACGGCCGCCACCACCUGCACGGCCUGCUCCCCCUCCUCGAAAGAAGAAAAGUGAAACUGCCUUGGAUGUGCACAGUUCUUUAGGUCUAGAAGUUUCCACAGAUCCUGUUGCAUCCAGUGGACUAGUGAGUCCCAACACUGCUGUAGAGAAUUUAGCCAAAGAACUGCAGCAUUCAUUAGAUCUUGCGAGUGCAACCAGUGGAGACAAAAUUGUUACCGCACAGGAAAACGGGAAAGGGGCUGGAGAAUCAACAUCUGGUAUUCCUGAAACUGAAAUGCUAGGACCGCAAAGACCAAGAUCAAACUCUGGAAGAGAACUCACUGAUGAGGAAAUUCUAGCAAGUGUGAUGGUCAAGAAUCUAGAUACUGGAGAAGAGAUCCCUUUGAAUAUGGCUGAGGAAAAGCUUCCCAAAGGCCUGAACCCACUGACAUUGCACAUCAUGCGCCGAACAAAGGAAUAUGUGAGUAAUGAUGCUGCACAGUCAGAUGAUGAAGAAAAGAUUCAUACAGCUCAAUCUGAGCAAGACAGCCAUAAAAUCAAACAGAAAACCAAUCAAUUUAAGAAAUUUUUGGGUAAAUCGGUGAAGAAAGCCAAGCAUCUUGCUGAAGAGUAUGGUGAAAAGGCUGUAAAUAAAGUUAAGAGUGUCCGAGAUGAAGUUUUCCAUAUGGAUCAAGAUGAUGCUUCUUCCAGUGAUGAUGAGGGGAUGCCUUACACAAGACCUGUCAAGUUUAAAGCAGCCCAUGGCUUCAAAGGACCUUAUGACUUUGAUCAGAUUAAAGUAGUUCAAGAUCUAAGUGGAGAGCACAUGGGUGCCGUAUGGACAAUGAAAUUUUCACAUUGUGGCCGUUUACUUGCAACAGCUGGUCAAGACAAUGUUGUACGAAUAUGGGUUUUAAAAAAUGCUUGGGACUAUUUCAACAACAUGAGAAUGAAAUACAACACUGAAGGUCGUGUGUCACCAUCCCCUUCACAAGAAAGCUUGAAUUCUUCAAAGUCUGACACCGAUACGGCAUGCAGCGGAACCGAAGAGUCUGAUCCUGAAGACAAAAAUGCACCAUUUCGGCAGCACCCAUUCUGUAAAUACAAGGGGCACACUGCAGAUCUUCUAGACCUCUCGUGGUCAAAGAACUACUUUUUGCUGUCAUCUUCUAUGGACAAAACUGUGCGAUUGUGGCAUAUAUCAAGGAGGGAAUGCCUAUGCUGCUUUCAACAUAUAGACUUUGUCACUGCAAUAGCUUUUCACCCAAGAGAUGAUAGGUACUUCUUAAGUGGAUCACUUGAUGGUAAACUUCGGUUGUGGAAUAUUCCUGACAAGAAGGUAGCAUUGUGGAAUGAAAUUGAUGGGCAAACAAAACUUAUAACAGCAGCAAACUUCUGCCAAAAUGGCAAAUAUGCAGUGAUUGGAACCUAUGAUGGCAGAUGCAUCUUCUAUGACACAGAGCAUUUGAAGUACCACACGCAGAUACAUGUGCGCUCAACCAGAGGGAGAAACCGAGUUGGAAGAAAAAUCACAGGCAUUGAACCAUUACCUGGUGAAAAUAAGAUCCUUGUGACCUCCAAUGAUUCAAGAAUUCGCCUGUAUGACCUGAGAGAUUUGUCAAUUUCGAUGAAAUAUAAAGGCUAUGUUAAUAGCAGUAGCCAAAUCAAAGCAAGUUUUAGUCAUGAUUACACUUAUAUAAUAAGUGGAUCUGAAGAUCGAUACUUAUACAUUUGGAGCACUUACCAUGAUGUCAGCAAGUUUACUUCAGUGAGAAGAGAUCGCAAUGAUUUUUGGGAAGGGAUUAAAGCACAUAAUGCAGUUGUCACUUCAGCAAUAUUUGCACCAAAUCCAAGUCUGAUGCUGUCUGAUGCCCCACCAUCAGAAAAAGCAGAGGGUGAUGGUGUGAGUAUUGAUACGGAUCAUAUACCUUCUGGUGCACUGAAAUCCGAUAUUACUGAAGUACUCUUGUCUGCUGAUUUCACUGGAGCGAUCAAAGUUUUCAUCUGUAAAAAGAAGAACUAAUUGCUUUAUGGUAGCAUGUUGAAACCCAAUUUGAAUGUGGUACCUUAUCUGUUUUUAAUUACCAUUGGAUUGAAGCAGAAAUCAAAGUAUUCUAAUGGCAGACAAUGCUAUUCACUUUUUGAGCCUCAGUAUUUUAAGAGUUGGGUGUUGGAGAAUCGAUUUGAUAGCAAGCCAUGUGGUUGUUAAUGGUGGUAGCUGCAGAAAUAAUUGUAAAUAUCCUUUAGGAGUUAAAGGCAGAAAACUAGUCCAUUUAGUUCCUCUUUGUCCAAGUACACUAUUGUAAUGUUUAUGUAUUGAAGUUGUAGAUAUGUGUGGAUUCUGAUCUGGGACUCAGUUAUUAGGUUUUCUGCUUCAAAGAAUGUAAAUUUAUUCCGUAGCUCAUUGUGUGCCUUGUAAGAGCUGAGUAAAAAUGAUUCUGACAGAACUGUGCAGCCAUAUUGAUGGCAGACUGCACACACUAAUACUGAAUGCUGUAUGAGGCCAUCAUUGAGGCUGAACCAGUUGAAAAAUAAUACUAUAUGCAUUCACAUAAGUAGAACUAGGAAGUUCCAUUUUAGAAACUGUUGCCAAGUCAAACUCUUCACUUGGAAGAACAACUUUGUUCCAUUUGCAGCACUUGAUUUGAGGGUGGUUGGGGAAGAGUUUGUCCAAUGUUGUAAAAUUUAAAUUGCAUUCUUUUCAGAGUGCAAAGAGACUGAUAAUCUGACGACAUUCUUUCCUUUAUUUGUACAUUCAAUUAUCACAGUUUUUGUUUUUACUGUGUGUACCCUUUACAGAUGUCAGAAUUUACUUUUGUUUUUGCCAAUUGUUAUUUUACUAGAACUGGGCAGAAUGAAUCUUUGACUGACCUUUUACAAUAUUGUGUCAUAUUUUGAUCACUUAAUGUCAAACUACUGUGUAUUUUGAAGUCUUGAAUUGGAAUUUUUGUGGUAAAUAUUGUCGAGAAAAUGUGUACUAUUGCAACACAAGGCUGUCAAAUAAGAAAGUCUGUGUAAAUAAGACAAUUCUGUACCAAUGAAAUAACAUUUCUGGAUCUACGGUGCUAGAAAAUGUUGUUGAUGGUUUUAAAAGUCUGAAAUAAGCAGAAUUUAUAAUAAAGGUUGCUCCAAAAAGUU